CGUACUGUCCGGAGUAUGACAUGUAGCGUUGUUGACAUUUUUGCCGAUAUAUUUAGUUUUUUCCUUUCGUUAUUUUGUUUUCCCGCGUUCAUUUUGCCCCCAUAUGUCUACUAAUUACAAUGGAGCUGAUAAAGUGCCAAAAAAUACGUCGAAAAGCCGGAGGAGCCUCAAACGUAUAUUCUCUGAUUCUGAUGAGGAAAUCAAGAAGAUUGGCGGCUUUCGGGGCUUCGACAAGCAGCCAAAAGUGUUGCUGGAGCGUUACGACAUAUCUCCAUACCUAAAUGGUAAAAGUAAACUGUCUUUAAAGACGGAUUUUGCCUCUGUUUACUUGACCGAGGAUCCGCUCAAAGUUAAUAAGUUAUUGAAUGAAUGCGCUGUUAUACUUCAGAGGCAAAACUUGCCUGAGGUGAAGGAGACUGUUCUCAACAGGUCUCCAAGGUCCGACGUGUCUAUAAGCGAGCUGGACGAAAGUAUGGCCAGCUUGAAAUGUAAAAUAUGUGAUAAAGUAUACGCUAGUGAGAAGAAACUACUGAACCACCAGGAGAAUAAGCAUAUGAUAGUCUACAAGCCUGAGCCUAAGCCACAUAAACGUGUAUCGUUCUCCGAUCAUAUCGUAGUGCACGAGGUUCAAGAGUACCACAAAUGCAGGAAAUGCACUAAAAUAUUCAAAGAUUACAAGUCUCUGAAGAGCCAUAUGAAACAAAGUCACAAGAAACGUAAAUGCUACAUCUGCCAUUACUGCAACAAGAACUUUAUUGAUCGAAUGUUCUUCAAAGUCCAUAUUAAACUCCACUGCGAUAUCUGUGGUGUGUUAUGUAGAAAUAAGUCAAGCUACUUAGAGCACAGACGUAACGUAUGCAGAGCGUUGAAACUACAUAAAUGCAAGACCUGCGACUUGUCAUUCUAUAGAUUUAUGGAUCUGAAAGAUCACAGCUACGAUCAUAUGAGCACAUAUUUCAUCUGUGAUAUCUGUAAAGAUCAAUUUCCAACUAAAUGUGCAGUGUCUCAUCACAUUUCGUUCUUGCAUUCCAAGAAUCGUCCAACAUCAUUGUACCGAAUGCGUAACUUAGGCAGUGAUAGACUAUAUCUGUGCAAUUUCUGCGAUGAGAGCUCAGUGGAUAAAGAUAUUAUAGAAAGUCAUGUGCAAACGCUACCGGAUUUGACAAACCGAGCCAUGACUGGGUAUAAAGACUUCUACUUCUGUGACCAAUGCUUGAAAAAGUUUGGGACGGAGCAGGACAUGUUGCAACACAAAUGGACGCAUUUCUUGAAAACAAGUGACAAUUCACAAGAGCGGCCACUUGUAUCUAUUUUAUCCAAGAAAAAGGAUGUUAAAAAAAACCCUUUUAAUUUUAACAUUAACGACAAAAUUCCAGAACAUAUGUUGCCUACUGUUGUAUUAGAAAGAGUUGAUUUGGGAAGUAUAAAGAAACAAGCUGCUAAUAAUGCAAAAGUCAAUAUUAAUGCAAAAGUCAAUAUUAAUGCAAAAGUUAAUGAUAAUGCAAAAGUCAAUAGUAAUGCAAAUGUCAAUGGUGGAAAGAAAACUAUUAGAAAGACUUUGCUCUCCAAACAUCAGUGUCAGCUGUGUGGCAAAUACUAUUCAUCAAAUUACUGCCUGAACCGCCACAUUGAAACGCAACAUAUAGACUAUGAAAACCUCAGAUGCAGAGUCUGCGAAGAAACGUUUGUGUGGCCAUCUCUCCUCCAGUCCCAUCGGUGCAUACGUCUGAAGAUACCGGAGAUGCCGUUUGAUGAUGCAAGACCGGAGAUCCACUUUGACAACCUCCACGAAAUCAGCCAAAAUGGUAUUGAUGACUUCAAUAUAGAUGACAACGAUGAUUACAUGAGUACAGUAGACUUCGAGAUUCCUGCGCCUAUUGUGGAACUAACUGAAGGUACAAAUGCAUAUAAACCUAAUAAUAUUAAUUGCGUUUCUCCAUUGCAGAGCUUAGGAUAUAAGGUUGUAAUGCAAGAAGUACCAAUCGAAUUCUAGUUUUAAGGUCAUAUAGCAGACUUAUCAACUCGGAAAGGGUUCACACCGUAUCGCCUUUCGCGAGCUGGGCCCCGAUUACGCUAAUUUUUAACGUCUCCAAUACAGACGCGCUUAUUCGAUUCUGCGAUACGAUUGGUCAAAACAGCUGACGUCUGUCUGUUGGAGAUGUUAAAAAUUAGCGUAAUCGGGGCACUGUUGUCACCUUUCGCGCGCUGUCAUCAAUCGAGAGGCGAGGCGUUUACGUUAAGGUUGCCUCGAGUUGAUACGGUUACGAUACCUUUCCGGGUUGAUAAGUGUGCUACGUCUUUUAGAUCGUAAGAACUAUUUUAUGUGUCACUGAAGUACGUAAGUAGACGUUAAUGAGACUUCCUAAUAUUUUUGUGUGUGCUCAGUUCAAUAUUGGUUUGUUAAGUAUUUCUAGAUAGAAUUUUAAAAUCAUAGAAGUCUGAUUUACUUAAUAAAAGUAUUUUAAUGUUUUUGUUCUCAUAAUAUGUAACUGGGACAGGAAAAAUCUAAAUUUUUAAGAAGUUUUACAUAAAUUAGUAUAGACACAAACAUGAUUAGAUAUUUUGAAUCAAUGCACAUUUUAUUGGCUACUGAUCAUUGGCGGUUAUUCCCACUCGUCACCCCUAGCUUUGUCCCUGGUGACGAGUUGGAAUUUUUCUGAAAAAAAUCAUUUGUUAUCAGAUUUAAAUUGGCUUUGAGAUUUUUUUUACGUAAUUAACGGUGGUUGGUCGUAUUUUUUUUACCGAAAUCAACAAAAACCGUCUAAGUUGUGGAAUGCUGACCUGUUCAUAGUUGUCCAUAAUAUUCUAUCGUUUGUGUUGUGAAUAUAGUUGUGCUUAUUUACCUACACAUAGAUGCUUAAAAUAAUGUUUAUCUAUACAAAUAUUACAUAGUCGAAUUGAUCCAUUCUGUAAAGGCCAUUAUACUAGUUCUAAAACCUUACAUUUGUUAGAUCAUCUUGCAAUCAGUCAGGAUACUAUCAGCAGGUUUAUUUUAAGCAGAGAUAAUGAUUCCCAAUUGCCCCCACCAUUGAGGGCAACUGGUAAUUUAUUUACAUAAAUAGAAUACUAUCCAAUUAGAUUAUGUCCAUUAUGAACAUUUUAUUUAAAUCCGUUUGAUAGUUUUCGAAUAUCGCGGUCAGAUUCAGUUAGACAGGCGCUACUUUGUUUACCGACUUAAAAAAGGGGGGAGGUUUUAUGUUCAUUUAUAAUUUCAAUGGGACAUUUUUGUAAAUAAAUUCCCAGUUGCCCCCAGUGGGGUGACAGUGGUAGGGGCAACUGGGAAUAACCUUAUGAUGGGUGAUUAGAGCUAAUCCCCAUUGAGUCUCCCCAUAGUUAAAUAUGGCCAUCUGAAUCCAGAAUGUGCCAUUUGUUCAAUAGUCAUCCUAUAAUUUAGUAACUGAGCAAGAUUACAAUUUCUAAUCAUUUAUUUUGCCUUUUAUUGUGGGUUAUUAUUAUUAUUUGACCUUUUCUAAACUGUUAAGUAUAUUUUUGCGAAUGGUUACUUGACAUUCUUUGUUAUUGUAUCAAGAAUUAUGCUAUUCUUAUACACAUAAUUAUGUUUUUUUUUUCUGAUUUAAUUUAACAUUAUUAUUUACUCACAUCCUACUUAAUUAUUGAUAUAACGCAAAAUCUGAUUUUUAUUUUAAUAGACGAAAAUAAUUCAAGAUUAAAAAUAUUUUCAUUAAAAAUCCCCCAUCAUUCUGAACCAACUAUUAAGAUUUUGCGUUAAUGCAAUUCAUGUUACAUUAUUUCUUUAGUACAUAAAACGUUGUAGUUUGAUAUAAGUUGAUGUUACAUAAUAUUAUUAUGGCACUGAGAAUCUAUUUUAUUAUUAUAUAGGCAUAUUAUUACUAUUUUAUGGCUGACAAACUCGAUUUGUGUCAAAUUUUAUGUUAACAUAACAUACUGCUUGGUUAUCAUUUAUAUUUUCAAUUAUUUUUAUAAGUAGAGUUAAAGUUAUAGGUAGUCUCACGUUAUAGAAGAAGACAUUAAUUUGUUAUGCAUGCGAAAAAAGAACACAUUUUUAUUUUACACGUAUUAGGUAUUUUGCUACCUAAAUCAAACUUGGCUUCAAAAUAUAUUUUAUCAGUAAAUUAAGGACAUAAGUACAUAUUUACUAUACUAACAAAAACAAUAAAAAAAUGUAAAUACUACAUAGCUGUAUGUACAAGCAAUAUUGGUAAUUUAUAGAAAAAGUGUGACUAAAAAUUAUUUUGUAAAAAGUUAAAUACAUAUUGGUGUUACCUAUCUUUAUUAGUCGGUGAGCCAUGAUUAUUAGUAUUGUAAUAUCAAAAUAUUAUGUUAGAAUGGUUUGGUUGAAAUAUAUUUCUUUUUGCACA
This is a messenger RNA of Ostrinia nubilalis (European corn borer), 4340 nucleotides long. Its product is annotated as zinc finger protein 600-like. The record is from RefSeq and is a predicted model, not a curated record. The coding region runs from base 104 to 1993 and encodes 629 amino acids. NCBI's taxonomy places the organism in Eukaryota, Metazoa, Arthropoda, Insecta, Lepidoptera, Crambidae. Gene Ontology annotation, cellular component: nucleus. Gene Ontology annotation, biological process: regulation of transcription by RNA polymerase II. Gene Ontology annotation, molecular function: DNA-binding transcription factor activity, RNA polymerase II-specific. The transcript is spliced from 2 exons.